GAGUGGCCAAGCAGUCCAGCAUCUUUGCCAACAACAUCCCAAAUAGAAGCGUGCAGAACUAGACAGGAGAAACAAUGGAAGGAGAAAAAAAUGUGGUUUUACAAACACUGUUCAACAAGAACCAAAGUGCAUUUUGAUUCUGUAAUCUAUCGAGCCCAUGUUGGACGUGAGAAUCGGUGGCCCAUUGGGAAAGGUAUUCCCUGAAGGACUGAACUCUUGAAAGCCUGUUUGUUUUUGGGCUGCAACCAUUGAAGUUGUUGUUUUUUCAGUAUAUCCUUUCUGAGGAGGAAAGAGAUGAAAGGGAGGAGCUCCUGACCCAAGUUGAAAUCCAAGGGAGCAUCAACGAAGUCAACAGUAAGUGAUGUCAUUUUGUGAAGGAAGUGCGAGGUGAUAGUCUUUUGUUCCCUCAAGUCCCCUGAAGUUGUGUGGCAUCCUUUUCCUCUUUCUGCCUUCUGCUUUUGACAUUGUUUUUGUGGAGGACUUUCGUGCGAGUCCAUUCAUGAGGCUCGGGGGGCUUCUCAUGGUUUGACACCUCCCCAACUCCCAUGGGAUGAAAUCUGUGACCUUGUCCACUGUAGCUGCUCCGCAACUAUUUGGCCCCUUUUGUGGUGCCGGAAGGCUGAGACACGCCAUCUGCCCCUUUCCAUCAAGGAUCAUUCAUCUCUGAUGUGGUCUAGGUAUUGUAGACCUCUCCGUGGUCAGGGUAAGUGGUGAUUGGCUAGGCUGGUGCUGCCCGGAAGAGUAGUGAUCGUUAAACCCCCAAUCCCUGAGCGAUUCAAGGGGAAACACCAGCAAGUACAUAAAGUGUGAUUCUGACUGCCAUCUGACUGCCUCCUUGUCCUCCAGGGCUCGCUGCUGUCGAUGAGAUCAAUGCUGUGAUUCGGGAAGGUAUUCCCAGUAACACCGUGAUGGCACUCAUGAAACCUGAGGCCCAGCUCCCGACCGUUCAUCCCUUUGCUGCUGUUCUCUAUCAGGAUGAACUGUUCAACCUUCAGAAACAGAGCUCUUUGAACUACUUGGCCCCCGAGGAGCUGUCCACGACAGUAGAGAAGGUGUCAGCUGUUGCUCUGCUUAACCAGGCGUUGGAAACCGAGGAUCUUGAGUUGACCCAGGAUCGUCUCAGAAAUCCCUCAAUUGACUUCAAUAACCUGGAUGAAGCACACUUGGAACGGUACGCUAGCAGGCUCAUGUCCAUCAAAAGAGAAGCCUCAUCUCAAGGACAGGAUAACGUGAGGCGGGAUGAAAUGCAGAAUCAAAUCGAUAGGGUCAAUGAGGAAAUUCAAGAAGCUGAAAUUCAAGCAGAAGAAAUGCAUGCUGCAGUCAUUGCCAUCAGUGAAGCCAUUAAGGAGGGCAUCACAGAAGAGACUCUUGUAACUCUCAAGAAUCCCAAAGCCGUUUUAAUGUCUGUGGAUGAUAACCUGGCUGCGAAUUAUCAAAAGGAACUUUGGGAAGCCAAGCAGCAGAAAGAAGAGAAGGUACUUUAUUCGCUAAUGAUUAAACGUAAAACAUAGUUAAGGGUGUUCCUGGGUGC
Messenger RNA from Monodelphis domestica (gray short-tailed opossum), 1531 nucleotides. The record is from RefSeq and is a predicted model, not a curated record. NCBI's taxonomy places the organism in Eukaryota, Metazoa, Chordata, Mammalia, Didelphimorphia, Didelphidae.